This is a messenger RNA of Telopea speciosissima, 642 nucleotides long. RefSeq lists its product as uncharacterized. NCBI's taxonomy places the organism in Eukaryota, Viridiplantae, Streptophyta, Magnoliopsida, Proteales, Proteaceae. Gene Ontology annotation, biological process: mRNA splicing, via spliceosome. The record is from RefSeq and is a predicted model, not a curated record. The transcript has 5 exons. Gene Ontology annotation, cellular component: U2 snRNP; precatalytic spliceosome. Bases 123 to 386 code for a protein of 87 amino acids.
UGGUUGUUGUUGUGGUUGCCCGCUUAAAAUACAUCUUUCGCAAUAACUCUGGCAGGAGAGCAGAGGCGGUGAAUUAGGAAUUUCACGGAAUCAGAUAGCAGAUUUUUAUAUCGUUGGUAAACAUGCAGGCGAGUGAUAGGUUUAACAUUAAUUCCCAGCUUGAGCAUCUCCAAGCUAAAUAUGUUGGCACUGGGCAUGCUGACUUGAAUCGAUUUGAGUGGGCGGUGAAUAUCCAGCGUGACAGCUAUGCUUCGUAUGUUGGCCACUACCCCAUACUUGCGUACUUUGCCAUUGCAGAAAAUGAAUCAAUAGGAAGAGAACGUUACAAUUUUAUGCAGAAAAUGCUGUUGCCAUGCGGUCUUCCCCCUGAAAGAGAAGAAGAUUAGUUGGCAUAUUUAGAUUGUCAAAUCAAGCAUUCCUGAUUGUGCUCUCUUACUGUUGAGGGAUUAUAUUGUCAUGAUAUUUUUUAUUUACAUGAUAUCUCUGGUGUUGCUUUUAUGAACAAGCCAUGGCUUCGAUAAAUUAAUCCAUGACUUCCUUGACACCAUCACUCCAAAUCUCUUAUAGUAGAUUUAGAGGUGUAAUUUUAGUAGUAAGUUUGGAUAUAUAAUACUCUUUGCUCAUUAAGUAGUAUAUCUUAUU